This is a messenger RNA of Acanthochromis polyacanthus (spiny chromis), 5630 nucleotides long. It is a transcript of the gene grip2a, whose product is annotated as glutamate receptor interacting protein 2a. Gene Ontology annotation, biological process: neurotransmitter receptor transport, endosome to postsynaptic membrane. The record is from RefSeq and is a predicted model, not a curated record. Gene Ontology annotation, molecular function: protein binding. Lineage: Eukaryota; Metazoa; Chordata; Actinopteri; Pomacentridae. The transcript is spliced from 24 exons. The coding region runs from base 527 to 3781 and encodes 1084 amino acids.
GAGCAUGCAAACACACUCCAGCUCAUACGAGAGAGAAGGGCUGUGUGUGAGCUCAUGUGAGUGUAUGAACGGGGCAUGGUAAGUCCUCUGGAAAACAGACAGAUGAUUAGUUAGAAUAGCUCAGAAAACAGGACCACGGCGACAUGGCAAGAAAAGGACUUGAACCAUCUCUCUCCCUGCUUUGGAUUUUAUAGUAGAACAGAGCUGAGCUGAUAGUAUAUUUGUGAGGAUUGAGAGGAACCAUCCAUUGAGUUCAAACAGGGGGAGGACGAGAGAGCAUCUGAGGGAUCAGAAUUUGCCCUCUGGAGCUCCAGACGUACAAAACAAGGACAUGGUUAAAGGAAUUGUUGGACUUGGAAUGAAGGAAUGACAAAACGAAGAUGUUCUUCUUGUUUGAUGUGAGCGGCUGAGACCUGGACUCUCGGGUCGCCUACUUUUACAUCAGGUGGAACCUCAGCUCUCAGCCUACUCCUAAAGAUCAGCUAGGUUACUUCCAGAGGGUGGCUGCGCUGAAUAAACCACAACCAUGCUGUGUGGUCUGAGGAGAGACACCAAGAACAGCAUUGAUGAAGGGCCAUACUCAAAGGGGAGCAAAGAGUCCGGGGCAACUGACCAAUCCCAUUCGUCCCGGAGGCGCAGCCUUUCAGCAGAGGAGUAUCGAGGAGUGACCACUGUGGAUCUGAUGAAAAGGGAAGGCAGCAGCCUUGGCCUCACAAUCUCCGGAGGGUCUGAUAAGGAUGGCAAGCCCAAAGUGUCAAACCUACGGCCAGGUGGGCUAGCUGCCAGGAGUGACCAACUGAAUGUAGGAGACUACAUCAAGUCAGUGAACGGCAUCAACCUGUCAAAGCUUCGGCAUGAUGAGAUUAUCAGCCUGCUGAAGAACAUCGGGGAGCGAGUCGUGCUGGAGGUGGAGUACGAGCUGCCUCCAUUUGUUCAGACCCCCUCAGGAGUCCUAACCAAAACCAUCGAGGUGUGUUUACACAAGGAGGGAAACAGUUUUGGGUUUGUCAUGAGAGGAGGCUUCCAUGAAGACUGGCGCAGGUCUCGUCCUUUGGUGGUUACCUACGUCAGACCUGGUGGUCCCGCUGACAGAGAGGGCACGUUGAAGGCCGGAGACAGAGUAUUGAGCAUAGACGGGAUGCCUUUGAACAGAGAGAGGCACGCUGACGCUUUGACCAUGCUGAUGCAGAGCGGCCAGGAAGCUCUGUUCCUGAUUGAGUAUGACGUCUCUGUCAUGGCGGCAGUGCAACAAGCCUCAGGCCCUCUGCUGGUGGAGAUCGUGAAAGGUCCCUCGGCCAGCCUGGGGAUCAGCCUCACCACAACAAUAUACAGGAGCAAACAAGUUAUUAUUAUCGACAAGAUAAAGGCUGCCAGCGUGGUGGAAAGGUGUGGAGCGCUGCAUGUAGGCGACAUCCUCCUGUCCAUAGACGGGACCAGCACUGAGCACUGCUCACUGAUGGAGGCCACACAGCUACUCGCCAGCACCUCUGAAAUUGUCAAACUAGAGAUUCUCCCAGCCAGUCAGAGCAGACUUCCAAUCAGGCCUCAAGACACAGUGAAAGUGCAGAAAAGCAACCAUCAUCACUGGGACCAAAGCAGCAACUACUGCCAUCCCCCACAUGCCAGCCACAGCAAGACAUGGAGCAGCCCAAGCCACCCACACAACCAGCAGGACCACUGCAAAUCUCUGGUGAGUGGUGGCUUCUCCCCUUCCUCCACAGCCACCUCAGGCUUCAGCAGCCAGGGCAGCAACACUCUGCCCUGCCCCAUCGCUCCCAUCACUCCCACCAGCCCUCGCAACUCCACCGGCAAGAGGAGGAACAGGAAGAAGGAUCACAAGAGCUCAUUAUCUCUGGCGUCCAGUUCUGUCGGCCCAGGGGGGCAGGUUUAUCAUGUGGAAACAAGCGAGAUCGUCCUGAGGGGGGAUCCGCUCACAGGAUUUGGGAUCCAGCUGCAGGGGGGUGUCUUUGCCACAGAGACCCUCUCUGCUCCCCCAGUCAUCCGCUUUAUUGAGCCCGACAGCCCGGCUGAGAGGUGUGGGCUGCUGCAGGUUGGAGACAGACUGUUGUCCAUUAAUGGGAUCCCGACUGAAGAUGGCACUUUGGAGGAAGCUCAUCAGCUGCUCAGAGACUCUGCUCUGGCUAAUAAGGUCACAGUGGAGAUUGAGUUUGAUGUCGCAGAGUCAGUGGUUCCCAGCAGCGGCACCUUCCACGUUAAACUACCCAAGCGGAGAGGAGUGGAGCUGGGCAUUACCAUCAGUGCAAGUAAGAAACCUGGCAAACCUCUCAUCAUCUCUGACAUCAGAAAAGGAAGCAUAGCACACAGAACAGGCACUCUGGAGCCUGGAGACAGACUGCUGGCCAUCGACACGGUGCGACUGGAGAACUGCACCAUGGAGGACGCCAUGCACGUCCUGCAGCAGGCUGAGGACAUGGUCAAACUGCGAAUCCAGAAGGAUGAGGACAACAUAGAUGAGUUGGAGAUGUCUGGCUCCAUAAUCUACACAGUUGAGCUGAAGCGGUACAACGGGCCGCUGGGCAUCACAAUUUCAGGCACAGAGGAGCCCUUUGACCCCAUCGUCAUUUCUGGCCUCACAAAGAAAGGUCUGGCUGAGAGGACCGGAGCCAUCCACAUAGGAGACCGAGUCCUGGCCAUCAACGGGGUCAGCCUGAAGGGAAAGCCACUGAGCGAAGCCAUCCAUCUCCUGCAGAUGGCCGGGGAGUCGGUCACCCUCAAGAUCAAGAAACAAGCUGAUCAGUCUGACGGUCGGCAUCUGGACAGAGAGGUUGGGUUUUUAAGUGACACGGAGGAUGAACUGACAGACUCUCAGAAGACCAGUAAACACUCUGAGGUUUACUCUGCCAAUGUUCCCAGUGUAGACUCUGCCAUGAGCUCCUGGGACAGCUCAGGGUUUGAUGCCGGCUACGGUAGCCAAGGGGCAUAUCUUCAUAAAGCAUCCGAUAUACUGCUCAAUCCAAAUGAAUGGCGGCGCCCAAAGCACCGGAGCCAAACCAGUUCCAGUUCUGCAGGCCUCGUCCACCACGCAACGCUGUAUGACGGGAGAUUUACUGAAGAUGAGUGGGACAAAAUACCUGGAUUCGUCAGCCCCCCUCGUUGCCAUGGCACCCUGAACCCGGAAGACAGCUUCUGGUCCCAGGCUCUGCAGGACCUCGAGACCUGCGGCCAGUCAGAGAUUCUCAGGGAGCUGGAGGCAUCCAUGACAGGUAGUGCUCUUAGUCUGUACCUAGAGGAGACCACGACCAAUGAAGACUCAAUGUUUCACUCUGAAAUUAGUCCCAUUAAGAGGGAGGGAAUUCGCAGUGAGACUAAAAGCAAAAGCAGCCUGAACAUGUCGACUGGAGCCAGAGACGUACCGUCCAGGGUCAAAGGGGAACCCUCUGACAUCUUGUCCCCUACAGCCCUGGCACUGCACAAGGUGACUAUCAGGAAGGACCUUGAGAGCCGUGACUUUGGUUUCAGUGUAUCAGAUGGGCUCCUGGAAAAAGGGGUCUAUGUGAACAUGAUCCGACCAGAGAGUCCAGCUGAUCGGGCGGGGUUAAAACCUUUUGAUCGCAUUCUUCAGGUGAACCGCAUGAGGACCAGGGACUUGGACUGUUGUCUAACAGUGCCUCUAAUUAUGGAGGCCGGAGACAGCCUGGACUUGGUCAUUAGCAGGAAUCCACUGGCAGCCGGUGAUACGGAGCUGCCCAACAACUGUGACGACCCCUCAAACUCACUGUUCUGCUUUUCCAACCACAGGACCAACAGCAUCGCCCUGUGACCACUAAGAGAGACGCCAACUGUUGAAAAGCUGCAGCGCGAAGACCUCACACUGACACACACACACGUCACACAUGGUUAAGUUUGUCACAUUGUACCUCUCAGACAGACCUUCACACUCAUGUUCAGCACGCAGAGCAUCCACAGAAACAGCCGCACUCUCUCCGCCUGAAAGCAUCUUGCACUCACAAAAGCUACAAGUGCAUGUGUUCGCCAUUGCCAGUUUUAGUCACUGUGUUCACAUGAUGUAGUUCAGGGGAGGUUCUGGCUUUGGGGCAGACCUCCCUCUACUCCCCCCUCCCCCCCAAUCCCUUCCCUCUCCACAGGCAAAGCCACAUGCGGCGUUAUAUAACGGUGGGAGUCAUAGCUUCUGAUGGGGCCAGGAUGUCAACACACACACGCCUCAGCUCCGGAGAGGAUCAAAUGCUGCUCACAUUCGCCGCAUAAAUUUACUAUCUUUUGCUUUAAUCGGCUUUGUGUUCUCGCCAAAGGAACGUUAACCCACUUUUCUUUUUCUUGCUCAGAGGGGACCCACAUGCGUAUAAAACACUCACACAGACGCACCGGGUGUUAGUGGACUCGCGGUUCAAGGCACGUUGCACCUAUUUGAGUAAUUUCAGACACGACUUGGCUCACUGCCUUCGUUUCCAGUCUCUCCUCCACACUGCCUGCCCCAGAGAGGGGACAGCGCCUCCAAACAGACAGAAAGCUCUCCGAUACUUGCCAAGUGUCAUUAAUUAUAUUUUAAAGCCUCUUAUAUCGUAAUACCACGAAUGCUUCUGAAGACACUCUACCCUUUCUGUUUUAAAGUGGGUGUCCACUGAUGGAAUGAUAAUGUUUGAAUAGUUCCAGAGAGACUUCAGUGUUCAUGAUGCUUUUUUUUUUCUUUUUGUUCUGACACACGUUUACAAAGAUCAUUUUCAGUUUCACAUUUGGUGCAUGUUUUCUUUUAUUUUGCACAUCUCCCUUUCACAUUUUCACUUUCACACUAAUGAGCCCCUCUUUGUAUGUGGCUUUGCACCAGAUUGACUUGUGGUCUGUCACUAGUGCUCCCUUAAGUGAAUCACAGAUUUCUGAAGCACAACAUGAAAGGCCUUUCAGUUUUCAGUGGUGAAUGAUUUCACUUCACAACUGACUCAGUUGGUGACUGGUUAAUUCCUCUCUGCAGUAGCUGUUUCCCCUAAAAAUGUGUAUAAGCAUGUUAAGCAUGCAUAGGGUUUGUCCUCAGCGAGUAGCUCUUCUGUAUAUUUAAAAAAAGAAAAUAUUGGCGUCUGUUUGCUUCAACAGGAUCUUUGUGAGAGUGCUACCUUUUUUUUUUUUUUUAAUCACAAACUGGUGUUUUUAUAAAGCUUUUGUGCAGGAAAUGUGGGAUGCUAAUCUAUCUGAACCUCUGGAAAAAAAGUUUUCAUUUCAUGUGGUGGCUGAUGUGAACACAUUGAGAUAGCUGCUUAUAGAGCAGCCUUAGACUGAUUCAUCCUUGGGACAACAACUUUCUGAUUUCAGAUGUCUUCUGUUAAUGUCAUGUUGUAUACAGAGGCCUAUUUUUAAGGUUUUAUAUUAAUUUAUUGCAUAUCACUUUUAGUUUACUGUAAUAUGUCAUGGUAUGCAGUGCUUUAUUUUAUUUACUGUUCAUGCACAUGAAGUGUAGUAUCUUCAUUUAAGUUGUGAUACUGAAUGUGACUGCAUUUUAUUUUUUUUUAGUUUAUUUCCACCACCUCCUCCCUGAAUAUGCCAGGAGUCGUUCUAAAGAACUUGAAAGAUUUAAUGGAUAUUAUUUUAUUUUUGUUAUUUAAUUUAUUAUGAAGUAAGAAAUGUAUUUCUUUUUAUGGAAAUAAAGUUAUGAGACAGUA